Colletotrichum truncatum is the source of this 2022-nucleotide messenger RNA. NCBI's taxonomy places the organism in Eukaryota, Fungi, Ascomycota, Sordariomycetes, Glomerellales, Glomerellaceae. The record is from RefSeq and is a predicted model, not a curated record.
AUGCUAACGGCCCUCAAUGCAAUAAACCUGCUCAAGGUGUCACCACUGGCACUUGUGGUCCUGAAUGUGUCAACGACGGUAUGUGUGCUGGCAACCCUAAAGGCUCGAAAUGCGAUCCUGGCACUCGCACCUGUGGCCAAUGCCUUGCCAAUGCCGAUUGUGCUGGCAACCCUGCCGUCCCCUCCCGCGGCCGGGGCCAGCUCCACACCUGUUGUAGCGUCUUCGGUUGCCGGCGUCAGCUCCGCCCCUGUUAUAGUAUCUACGGUUUCCGGUGCCAGCUCCGCCCCCGUCGCAGCAUCUUCGCCUGCUGCCGGUUCCACCGGCCUGGUCAACCCUCCAGCCACUGGCUACACAGGUACUCCCAAUCUCGCUGCCCAAGGCAUUCAGACGUUCAACGUAUUCGAGAGGGCUGGAACUGGACAGUCGGUCAACAUCGAGUUCAUCGACGCUAGCGGCAACAGGGUAGUCUACCUUCUUACAUCUUUAGGUUCGGCUCCAGCUCGCUUAGUGCGUCGUCAAGGAGGUAACACCGCCCAAGUCAUCCAAGUCGACCCUCCUACGGUACCCAUCAGCUCAACUACGUCGGGCUCCGGUACUUCUACCAGAAGCUCUACCAGCAGCUCUACUAGCGCCCCUGCGACUAGCAUACCCACAGGCACGAGCAUCAACACCAGCUCGGGUAGCACCAGCCGCACUGCGUCGAGCAGCUCAUCCACGAGCACAAACACUGGCACGGGUAGCGGAACCGCAAACACCGGCACUACCACCGGCGCCGGUAGCCCCACAACUAGCCCAUCCACGGGCAUGGGCACUGGCACUGGCGCGGGUGAAGAAACCGGCAUCCCGGGCUCCGAGUCAGACCCCAGCUCAGCCCCGGCCCCCACGGCGUCUGGUUUAGGUACCGUUAACCCUAUUAACAUCGGCGGGUUUACUUACCUUGGCUGCUACGGAUCUCCUUCUAGCUUCCCGACCUUCAACCUGUUAUUGUCUGCUGAAGCUAUGACUAACGACCGCUGUAUUGCCCAGUGUGGCCCUACUGGCAAGCGUUACGCUGCUACCUUUGGCAGGGACUGUUUCUGCGGCGACUUUAUUGACGACGUCAAUGAGAUCAAGACCCCCGAGGAGCAAUGUAACCUCUCCUGCCCUGGUAACGGCAGACAGGUCUGCGGUGGCCGUGCUGCGAACCCUGUCGUCAAGGCCAAGCGCCAGCUGCCCGGAGUCAUCCCGGCUGUUAUUCGCUUUAGCAUCUACGUCCGAAACGGCGCCGCCCCCCCCGGUGUCUCGGGUGUCCCCUCCGGCACUGCUGUCAUUCCCGGCACCACCAACCCUUGCGCCAACGGAAGAUGUCCCAACAUCCCUUGCUAUGGUGACGACUGCUAUAAGAUCAUUGUUUGCUACGGUGGAUACUGCGCCUUCAACUUUCCCUGCUUCGGUUCCGAUUGCCAUCGCCGUCUAGUAUGUAACGACGGUAUCUGGCGCCCUGAAGCCUGUACGGGAUACGACUGUGGCCGUAAGGUUGUAUGCGUUUCCGGUCACUGCAACUACGUCGAAAAGGGCAUGGCUGAAUGGAACGAAAAAGUUACCUGCCACGGAAACUACUGCCAGGUUGAGAAGUGCUCUGGCGACGCUUGCAACCAGAAGUACGUCUGCAAGGACGGCUCCUGUGUCUUUACCAACAGUACCGCGGCGGACGCGCUCAACAAGUACGAGUGGUCCGGCGACAAGUAUACCGUUGUCAACAGCUGUGAACCCAACUGCCCCAAGCCUCAACCUCCGUGCGCGACGUGUGGCAUCGUCAUCUCGCAGGCUCCCGUCACCCAGACGACUUGCGUCGGUGCUUCUUGCAGCACUGUCGUCGUUCCCCAACCUCCCAUCACCAAGGUUCCUUACCAGACUGCUCAACCUACUGCCCAACCCCCUGCCGAGACCGGCAAGGUUGUCGUCGUCGCCGGAACUAUCAAGUUCGCUGCCAGCGUUGGUGCCGUCGUUUUUGGUGUCAUGGCUGCUGCCAUUCUGCUCUGA